Molecule: messenger RNA, 687 nt
Organism: Penicillium hordei
Lineage: Eukaryota; Fungi; Ascomycota; Eurotiomycetes; Eurotiales; Aspergillaceae
Product: LysM peptidoglycan-binding domain-containing protein
Exons: 3
Coding region: 1-687 (228 amino acids)
Source: RefSeq, a predicted model, not a curated record
AUGGCUGCGGCCCUAACCCGCUGUGUUGUGAACUGCGACUUCUCCACUCCUGUUGAUGCCGGAGCUACAUGGUCGAGCUUUGCCAGCAGCUGGGGACUCUCGGUCAACAAUCUGCUGCAGCUAAACCCCGGAAUUGCCUGCCCCAAUCUCGAUACCAGCAAAGCGUACUGUGUGAUUGGCACCGCAACGGAUGAGCCCUCAAGUACCACAUCCACGACUACAACAACUACCACCACCACCAAGAUUUCAACCACCACCGAGUCCAUCCCCAGCAACUCACCCACUAUACCCGGUAUCGCAACCAACUGUGAUGGCUUCCACAAGGUCUUAUCUGUCGACCAGUGUAACACCAUUGCUGCGAACGAAGCCCAGUUCAAGAGCUGGAACAGCCAGAUGGAUGCUAACUGCUUAAACCUUUGGUUGGACUACUACGCCUGCGUGCAUGUUCCCGGCACAACCACCACCCCGGCACCCCAGCCAACGGCUGAGCCCACGGGCCCCACGCCACAGAUGCCUGGGAUCGUUAGCAACUUCAAGACCUACCAUCGGAUCAAGAAUGGCGAUAGCUGCUAUACGAUUGGCCUGGCUGCGAAGAUUACGUUGGCACAGUUCCGUGCUUGGAAUACCCAGGUUGACGCGACGUGCAGCAACCUUUGGCUGGAAUACCAUGUCUAUAUUGGUGUUUAA